CGCGACAAUUUGCCCGUCGCCGGCAAAAGCCUCCAUCUGCAACGGCUUUCGGCACACAGCACGUAAGCACCAGCAUCGCAUCAGUGCAGCCCAGGCCACAGCAGCGAAGAUCCCGCAUAAAUCAUGGGCAAAGGGGCCAAGCCAAAAUUGAGCCUCCAAUUCCUGGACACCUACGGCGGCGCGCACGCGUUCGUGCAGGAAGGAGUGGAGAUUUCGCCGAGCUGCUACCUGGCCUGCACCGAGGGGGGGAGCUACGGUAUUGAAGAGUGGCUCAGCUACCAAGACGCGGUGCACGGCAGCCGCGAGAAGACACUAAAGUGGUGCCGCGCGGUCGGCGUGAAGCUGUCUCCGUUGUUGAUCAGCCAGGGCGCAUGGAAGCUGCACAACACCCUUAUUCCCAUCGCGCGGGACCGCGGCUUCUCGCUGGGCUCGAAACAAGGCCCGGAGCGCCUCCGGCUCUGGGGCUUCAUCUAUGAACUAUUACUCGGCUUGGCCGACGAUGAUGCGGCUGCAUCAGUCAUGGAGUUACCCCGAUCUGUGAGGGACGACGCGAGAAAAAUCACGGGCUGCUUCUUCGACAUUUUGACGGACCUGGAAUGUAUUCUCCCCACUACGGCCGACACGCCCGGACUCUACUUCGCUGGGCCGAUCCAUGAGAAGGUCUCGAAGCACGUCGACAAGAAGGUCUCGGUUCACCCAGUCGCGGUUACGAUGUUUUGUAUCACCAUGGCCCUCGAUGACGCGGCGUCGCGCGCCGCCGCGGUCAAACGCUCCCUAGAUCUCGGAUUGGGUCCAUUAGGGUCUGCGAGCUGUUUCUAUGGUCGCUGGAUUCAGCUGAUAGUGCUCUCCUCGAACAGCGUGGCCCAACUUGUUGAGAAUCCGACCGCGUACAGCCAGCUCGAGAGGAAGUACGAGUCGUCAAUGAAGCAGGAUCUGUUGGAGUUGCGGACUGCGUCGCCCGUGCUCAUGGCCCACUUCGCGGCGGGCGGGUGGCAGCUCGUCUUUGAUAUGAUUGACAACACCACGGAGAUGAAACCCUCCCCGCUCUUGUAUGUUGGUGAGCGGUCCCUAGGGAAAGUCAAAGGCGUGUGGAAGACGGUGUCGACGCUCACAAGGUCUAAGGGCAGCGUGUUAGGGAUAUCGGAGCCGCAGUUCGAGUUCCUCAUCAAGACGCCCGAGUGGCGCGUCUUCCUGUUGAUGUACAUGAUGUACAACAACGCAGGCGUCUGGUCCAACGCGUUCCUGGACGCGCCGCUGCCGCGGCCGUCGGGCUACGACGGGCAGCAUGACCGGGAGGUCAAGUCCUGCCUCGACACGUUUGCGGUGGGGCCGCACGCGCUGGAGGACGCCAAACCGGAGCCGACGCCGAAACCGGAGCCGACGCCGAAACCGGACCCGGAGCCGAAACCGGACCCGGAGCCGACGCCGAAGCCGCCCAAACCGCCGACGCCCAAGCCCAAGCCCAAGCCCAAGCCCAAGCCGCCGCGGCCGCCCUGGCAGACGCUCUACGACGGCAUGGCGGGCGGGGCGUCGCUCGUCCGACCCUACAAAGGGGGCGGCCGGCCCGCGGGCCUCCCGUCGUACAUUGAGUGGUACGUGAGCGGUGAGUUCGAGGUGCUGCGCCUCUACCCCUACUGUAGCGUGGAGGGUUUCCCCCAGGUGUUCGGGCCGCGCCUGAGCGGCGCGCAGCUCGUCGGGCGCGCCCCUCUCCCGAACGGCCGGCGCUUCGUCGACGUCCGAGCGCUCCCCCAAGCCGAGCCCGCCUACAACGACGCCUACUAUGCGGGCGUCGAGGCGGAGCGGGACCGCAAUGGUCGGGUUUAUUAA
Molecule: messenger RNA, 1827 nt
Organism: Pelagomonas calceolata
Lineage: Eukaryota; Pelagophyceae; Pelagomonadales; Pelagomonadaceae
Source: the annotation of a GenBank genome assembly